This is a messenger RNA of Plodia interpunctella (Indianmeal moth), 1014 nucleotides long. Its product is annotated as cilia- and flagella-associated protein 97-like. The transcript has 4 exons. NCBI's taxonomy places the organism in Eukaryota, Metazoa, Arthropoda, Insecta, Lepidoptera, Pyralidae. The record is from RefSeq and is a predicted model, not a curated record. Bases 206 to 919 code for a protein of 237 amino acids.
AGUGGUUGCUAGGAACUUGGUUCUUGCUGGAAAAAUUAUUGAUUUCGACUAUUAUUUAUUGUUGUUUUGAAGAGAUCAACUGUUUUUGUAAAAUUAUAUGAUUAAAGUGUAGUUGCUGUUACUGGCAGCAUAUUGCAGAUAAAGUAUUCUCCAAAAUUCUUGUAAGAUUAAAAAAAAAUACAUUGUCAUUCACGCUUGCCGCACCAUGGCACGCAGGGACAGCCACAUAGAAGUGACUGGCUACAUUGACGCACAGUACUCUUCAGGCGACUCUAACAGAAAUACAAAAUGCCAGGAGGAAAAUAACAAUGACGUUGAUGAACUGUCGAAAUGCGUGAGUGACGUGGCCAUUGAAGAAAUGGGCUGUAUAGUUGACGCCGUCAAAAGACCCCCGAACAUUUGCGUCGAAACUUGUGUGUACGAAUCGUCUGACGAUGAAAAAGAAACGAAAACUGAUGACAAAGAAGACGUGUAUUCCGAUGAAUUUGAGGAAGAUAAGUCUGAUGGAGAGUCGGAAAAAACUGAGGAAAAGACUGUGACAGGAAGUGUGAGCAAAGACAGUCAGUCAACCAAGGUGUCUAAAAGCCAAAUGUCUGUGUCCAGUAAGGCGCCUUCGAUCUCGGGAAAAACAGAUUUUGGAUCGUCAUCAAUACACACAACUCGUCGUGUCAACAUGUCGUUCACCAACGACCGAUUGCGGGAGAUUGAGCGUCACAACCACAUCCUCCUCACUAAGAUCCUCAGUGCGAGGAAUCAGAGGAAGUCCUCCAUCCCUCCAAGGGAACCGCCAAUAAGGAAGCCGAUGUCCUCCGCGGCCGUGAUGAGGAAGAAGCAGCAGAGGCAGAUAGACCAUGACAACAUGAUUCUGCUUAAGAAGAUCCAGCGCGCCAAAUCGUCAUCGUACAGCCUGCGCCGUUGAUACAGAGAUGGCGCUCGACGCGCGGGCGCACCCUACUGCCAUAGUACCUGUCCACAUCUUCCUAUUGUUAAUAAAUUUAUUGCUACUUUUAUAAA